GCUUACAUUGGAUUUCUGGGCAUUGAUUGUAUCAUGGGCGUUGCCAUUUGAUAACGAACUGGGAGCUCGAAAUCGCACAGUCGAUUCUGGAAACGGGAGAGUCUGCAAUGGAGGUAGAGUGGAUUUUUCUGUGCCACGGGAUGGUGACUCUGGUGGUGCUGUUCUCCUUACUCUGCGGUCAAUGGCCCAUCUUCCAGGGCACCAUCGUCGAACGGAUUCACUACUUCCUUACUUUCGGUGCCUACGAUUACUUCCUGCGUUUCCUUCGGGCAGUUUUUGGCUCGAAGUGUACGAAUGCGAUUCUGUUUGUGGAAUAUUACUGCUGCAAUCGGCCCCAUCCAAUCUUGCAGAUCAUAUAUCUUGUGAUAAUCAGCGUAACAUAUUAUUUAAUCGUAAAGUUUUCCUUUCCCUAUAUUCCUAACUACUAUUUAAGUGGAAUACACAGGUACACAAGCUUGCUGGCGGUGGCUGUUGGAGUUCUGCUCUUUCUAUUGACCAGCUUUUCUGAUCCUGGAGUUGUAAAGGCUGGCAGUGUUUCUCAGUAUCUUUCUGCUUAUCCAUAUGACAAUAUCAUUUAUUCAGAGAAAAAGUGUCCAACGUGCAAAAUUCCAAAACCUGCUAGGUCCAAGCACUGCAGCAUUUGUGAUCAAUGUGUGGCGCGCUUUGACCAUCACUGUGGAUGGAUGAACAAUUGCAUUGGGGAGAAAAAUACUCGGUAUUUCAUGGCUUUUCUUUUCUGGCAUUUCCUACUUUGCCUGUAUGGAACAGUUGCCAUUGGUCUGAUCAUGGCUGGAAAACUACAAGAACUGAGAAUUGUACAUAUUCUUACAGUUUAUUAUGGAGUAGAAAAUUCUUUUCUGAGUUUAGCUCCUCAUAUUGCACAGUGGUUGUUGGGAUCUUACAACACUCAAAUACUUAUUAUGGUGUUCCUCUCUAUUGUUGGAAUACUAUUGGCUGGCUUUUUUGUUUACCAUGCAAAGCUCUGCCUCAGCAACACUACCACUAACGAGACCUUUAAAUGGCAAGAGUACAUUAGCUGUCAGAGGAAGCUAAAUGAAGCAGAGUCCACUGAUGCGGUCCCAAGGGAAAGUAUGAGUGGUAAAAGCAAAUGGAAAGCCCUUUUUCCAAGAUCAUCUCCUGAUACGGUGGAUAUUCCGAAGAAGAAUAAUACUUAUGAUAGAGGAUUCGUUCACAAUGUGGGGGAGGUUAUUUUCCCCCCUUCGACAAGACGAUCGUUUAUUGCAACCAAAUCCAAGCCUGGCUGAGGCGUGAUUGUUCUUCUUAAUCUGUAUCUUUGGCAAGCAAGCUUGAAAAGGACAAAAGAGCACAGUAGAGAUUGCUCUUAUCAGCGACCAUUAACUCCAUGCAAGAUGCAGGACGACCAUGAAGCAGUCGAAAGUCACAAGCGGUGAGAUGAGCCUCCUGCCUUAGCAAUAUGGUCUGCACAGCAAAUGAACUCCCAGGGGGAAUGAUUGACUGAGAUAAUCCACUCAUUGUAUAUUAAAUCUCUGAUAUCGCUGACCAGUUGUUUGAGGGGAUGACAGAAUCGCAUUUGGGGAAUCAGAGAAAACCUGUAGGCGUUGAACACCUCUUUGUUGACAAACUUCUGUCUCCAAUAUUGAUGUUGUCCCAAAUCUUCUGCUGAAGACCAAUGACCCAGUCAGCUUGCUCAUCUCCCACUAAUCCUCCACAAGCAGCGUUGCCCGCCUGAUUUUCUGAUGCAUCAACGUCCAGCUGCACUUCACCCGGUGGAGGAGGAAUCCAUUGAUCUAAUCCAAUACAUUUGUAGAUCCUUGAAAUAUUGUGUCUGUAUUUGUCACGGUUGGAUUCUUCCAUGAUAGAAUAUGUGCAUUGAUGCACGACAUCCCGUCUUCAAAAAUUCUGCGACAACGUGCUUUCCAUAGAGCCCGGCAGACCUGUCUAAGAACUCUAAUCUAUGGCCGUUGUUUGAACUCAGUAUUUCCCGGACUGCGCUUGUCUAUUUUUCAUUUUUUGUCAUCUUACAUCUUUUAAUCAGCCAUAAUUUUUCUUCUA
Prosopis cineraria is the source of this 2034-nucleotide messenger RNA. RefSeq names its product probable protein S-acyltransferase 17. NCBI's taxonomy places the organism in Eukaryota, Viridiplantae, Streptophyta, Magnoliopsida, Fabales, Fabaceae. Gene Ontology annotation, molecular function: protein-cysteine S-palmitoyltransferase activity. Gene Ontology annotation, biological process: protein targeting to membrane; peptidyl-L-cysteine S-palmitoylation. Bases 108 to 1265 code for a protein of 385 amino acids. Gene Ontology annotation, cellular component: Golgi apparatus; endoplasmic reticulum. The record is from RefSeq and is a predicted model, not a curated record. The transcript is spliced from 11 exons.